UCCAUGUCCUGCUAUGCCGGUCGAAGGUCUGCGUGCGCUUGUGGUUGUAGAGGACAUGAGCCGCACAGGUGUGCCUCUAUUUUAGAAAAAUGCACUUAGUUUGCUCCAAAGUACAACAAGCCUAGGCUUUCUCAUCAGUGUCAUCAUUACAUUGAUGCUAGUCGUCCAGCUCCCUACGAAUCGUGCAUUAUGGCAGCCAAGGACCUCGAGCUUUUAUACGAUAUCUAUUUCGUCGGGCUACCUGGCCAUAAUACUAUGCAGUUCAAUGAUGAGGCUGAGAAAGAUACAGAGCACAAGCCCCUUCUCCGAUCACUAACUAGUCUCGUUCCAGAGGCCCGCGUCUUCGAGUUCACGCUCUUCGAGGCUGGACCGACGUCAAACAAGAAUGCUCUCUCGGCCAACGGCUUCUCGAACGAGGCAUACCGUCUCUUAGAUGCCAUACGGGAGAAAACGCUGAGUUGGAACAAGUGGGGGACCGUCCUGUUGGUUGGUUAUGGUCUUGGUGGGAUUAUCAUCAAGCAGGCACUGAUUUUGGCGAACUCUAAUCCUCGAUAUUACGAUGUUGCCGUGAGCACUUCAGAUAUUUCUGGUACCCGGCACUUGUCAAGGACCUAAUAGAGUCUCAAGGUGACUCUGACUGACUAGAUUCGUAGUGUAACGACACGCUGUCAGGGGACUCACUCAUUAAGAAUUUUGCUCUCACAACAGACGAUGCCGUGGUAAAUCUUGCCAUCGAUGACAGGGAA
Annulohypoxylon truncatum is the source of this 746-nucleotide messenger RNA. RefSeq lists its product as uncharacterized. The coding region runs from base 190 to 615 and encodes 141 amino acids. The transcript is spliced from 5 exons. The record is from RefSeq and is a predicted model, not a curated record. Lineage: Eukaryota; Fungi; Ascomycota; Sordariomycetes; Xylariales; Hypoxylaceae.